AGUGAGUGAGUGAUUGAGAAAAAGAGAGAGCUAGAGAAAAGGGGUGGAGGGAAAAGGAGGCGAGACACGACAACAGAGUUUGGUAAUGAAGAGAGUGAGUGAGAGAGAGAAAGAGAGAGAGCCAGAGAAAGGGAGGAGGGAGAGGACUCAGCAACAGACAGAGUUUGGCUCUGGCUACAGAUAAAGGGCUUGGCUUGGUCCUUCCCAGCAGCUUCACGGGCAGGGCCUGAGGCAUGGCAAGGGGACAUGCGGGGAGGAUGAUCUGGGACGGUCGCAGCAGUCGCCUACAGGACACCAGCAGAGAAGCAGAGAAACAUUUGGACUGAUGCCACAGGCAAUCAUGCCCCUCUGAUCAACCAGCCUGCAGAAUCUACCUCCACUUCAUCUGAAGAAGAGGAUCCACUGGAUUUAUGCUAAAGCUAUCUCCAUUGAUGGGGCCAUGGUUGCCAAGCAGGGGAGACAGUGGCGGUCUAUGUGCAAAAGCCUGGUGCUGGGCACCCUGCUGACCAGCUGUAUGAUCCUGUUCUACUGUCUGUCUUCACCACAGUUUCAGUUCAACCUCAACGUACCCGAGGUUCCUGUGCCUUAUUCUUGUGCACACCACCGUCCAGCUCAAGCGCGCGGCGGCAGCAGUGCUGCUGCUGCCCCCAACUCAAACGCCUCUGAGCAUGGCGAGACCCCCUGCGUCCCCAAGGUGGAUCUCAUGUUCAUGAAGACCCACAAGACAGCCAGCAGCACCUUCCUCAACAUCCUCUUCCGCUUCGGGGAGAAGCAGCGCCUCAAGUUCGCCUUCCCCAGCAGCAGGAAUGACUUCUCCUACCCUUCCUCUUUCCACCGCUCCCAGGUGAAGGACUACAGGCCGGGCAUGUGCUUCAACAUCAUCUGCAACCACAUGCGCUUCAACGCCACCGAGGUGGCCAAAGUGCUGCCCACAGACACCACGUACAUCACAAUCCUGCGCGACCCCGCCGAGCUCUUUGAGUCCUCGUUCCACUACUUCCACAACGUGGUUCCCCUGACCUGGAAGAUCUCAGGGGAGGACAAGUUCACCGAGUUCCUCAAAGAUCCCGGACGCUACUACGACCCCGACGCCUACAACUCGUUCUACCUCAAGAACUUGCUCUUCUUCGACCUGGGCCAGGACAACAACUUGGAGCCGGACGACGCUCGGGUGGAGACGGCCAUCCGGGCCAUCGCCGAGCGCUUCCAGAUGGUGAUGCUGGUGGAGCACUUCGAGGAGUCCCUCAUCCUGCUCAAGGACGCCCUCUGCUGGGAGAUGGACGACCUGCUCUUCUUCAAGCUCAACGCCCGCAAAGACUCCACGGUGUCAAAGCUGACGCCACAGCUGAGAACCAAGGCCCUGGAGUGGAACGGCCUCGACUGGAAGCUGUACCGGCACUUCAACACCACUUUCUGGAGAAAAGUUGACGUUUAUGGGAGGGAGCGUAUGGCGCGAGACGUGGCUGAGCUGCGGCGGCGCAAUGCGGAGAUGGUGAACAUCUGCAUCGAGGGCGGGCAGGCCGUGGACGCGGGGAGCAUCGAGGAGAGCUCCAUGCAGCCGUGGCAACCCAUAGGCGAGAAGAACAUCCUGGGCUACAACCUCAAGAAGAACGUGGACAAAAAGCACCGCAAGCUCUGCCACAAGAUGCUCACGCCAGAAAUCCAGUACCUCAGUGACCUCGGGGUUAACCUUUGGCUGACCAAACUAUGGGGUCGCGUUAGAGAGAUUAUAAACUGGUAAUAAAAGAAAACUGGAGAGCAGUGGAGUGUUGAGAACACUGGGUGAGGAAGUCAAACAAGGUCCGGUAACUCUUGACGCCAGAGAUCCAGUACCUCACUGACCUCGGGGUGAAUCUUUGGCUGACCAAACUGUGGGGUCGCAUUAGAGAGAUUAUAAACUGGUAAUAAAGAGAACUGGAGAGCGUGGA
Messenger RNA from Engraulis encrasicolus (European anchovy), 1928 nucleotides. RefSeq names its product galactose-3-O-sulfotransferase 1a (gene gal3st1a). Gene Ontology annotation, cellular component: membrane. Gene Ontology annotation, biological process: galactosylceramide biosynthetic process; myelination. The transcript is spliced from 4 exons. Lineage: Eukaryota; Metazoa; Chordata; Actinopteri; Clupeiformes; Engraulidae. The record is from RefSeq and is a predicted model, not a curated record. Bases 440 to 1741 code for a protein of 433 amino acids. Gene Ontology annotation, molecular function: galactosylceramide sulfotransferase activity.